Molecule: messenger RNA, 387 nt
Organism: Caenorhabditis briggsae
Lineage: Eukaryota; Metazoa; Nematoda; Chromadorea; Rhabditida; Rhabditidae
Exons: 2
Coding region: 1-387 (128 amino acids)
Source: RefSeq, a predicted model, not a curated record
AUGGCAAAAAAUACGUCUGGAAUUCGAAAGGGAGGUCGAGGUCACUCGGAUCUAGAUCACCCGGAUCAAGGCCACCCGGACCCAGGUCACCCGGACCCAGGUCAACCGGACCCAGGUCACCCGGACCCAGGUCACCCGGAUCAAGGUCACCCGGAUCCAGGUCACCCGGAUCAAUGUCACCCGGACCCAGGUCACCCGGAUCCAGGUCACCCGGAUCCAGGUCAACCGGAUCCAGGUCACCCGGAUCCAGGUCACCCGGAUCAAGGUCAACCGGAUCCAGGUCACCCGGAUCCAGGUCACCCGGACCCAGGUCAACCGGACCCAGGUCACCCGGAUCCAGGUCACCCGGAUCCAGGUCACCCGGACCCACGUCACCCGGAUCCAUGA